UAAAAGCCACGCCCACCGAGUCAGCGCUACGUGCUUUAAAGAUGGCGGCAUGUGUGAGUGUGGGAUCUGAUGUUUUUAUUAGCCUCAAGUUUGUGAUUUGAAGUUUUGUAUUAAGGCAGACGCUAAACGUCAGGUUUCCGUAGAUCGCUUAGUCUCGCGCUCUCCGUCGAUCAGAUGUCUGAAGGCAGAUAGACGGGGAUGUGAUCGGUCACCGCGCUCGGAGAGGUAGAGUUGGUGGCCAGUUUGACAUGCUAAAACUGACAGCUGUAAUCAGCUAGCAAAUGUGACCUGUGCUUCCAACACUACGCAGCCAGCAGGUGAUAACCUGCUAGUCAGAUCACAGCCUUAGCUGCUCUAGUCAUAGGUUUAGAAAGUAAGAUUAGGUGCUUUGCCAUUGUUAGCAGGUGACCUGUCAGUCACUGAAUGCUUCUGGUUCCAUUAACUACAUUAACACCUUACGACCCCAUAUAUAUAAAUCAGUCUUGUGUGUUUAGUAGAGUUUACAUUGCUUUUAUUUUCUUUGCCAAGCUCGUGCAGCAUUUUGAAGCCCGCUAAGCCAUUUUAAUGAAUUGCUUGUGGUAACUUUAGUUGUUUUGACUGGUGGUUCUGUCUGUCUAUCUGAACAGGACACGAUUCAAGCCCUUAAUGACUGAAAGUUUUCAUGGUGUAAUUCAUUCUUUUGGUUUCUGGUCAUUUUUCCAAUAUUAUUUAGCGGUAGUAGAAUGCUAUCCCGAGCUUUAAGAAAAUCCCUUUCCUAUGGAAAUCCACUAGUGGCGGGUUUCACUGGGAGCUAUUGUAGUCGUCUGUGUUUUCAUCAGACCGCCGUGUGUAAAGUUGCUUCGCAAGCUGAACGUGGCUUCAAACCGGCGAAGGUGGCUGUUGUGACUAAAACCACACGAUAUGAAUUCGAGCAGCAGAGAUAUCGCUAUGCGGGACUGUCGGAGGAGGAUCUCAAACAGCUGCUUGCCUUGAAAGGAUCCAGUUACAAUGGGCUUCUGGAGAGACACAAUAUACACACCUUCAAUGUUGGACAGAUUGUGGACAGCCUACAGAAAGAAGGGAUUGAGGUGCGCAUUGUCAAAAGAGGCGAGUAUGAUGAGGACACAGUACGAUGGGCUGAUGCCAUCAUCUCUGCUGGAGGUGAUGGCACCAUGCUACUAGUUGCCAGUAAAGUGUAUGAUAAGAAUAAACCUGUAUUGGGGGUCAAUACAGACCCAGAAAGGUCAGAGGGUCACCUGUGUUUACCUGUGCACUAUACACAUGCCUUUUCUGAGGCCUUACAGAAACUCAGGAAGGGUGAGUUCAGGUGGCAGUGGCGUCAGCGCAUCCGGAUGUACUUGGAGGGCACCGGGAUCAACCCGACUCCAGUGGACCUGCAUGAGCUGCAGCUGAGCCUCGAGCAGCACAGCAAGGCGCACCGCAUCACCACAGACACUCAGAGCAGUACGACACACGACAGUUCUGAAAGGCCUCACCUACUGCCUGUCCGAGGGCUCAAUGAGAUCUUCAUCGGGGAGUCCCUGUCCUCCAGGUUGAAGUAUAAAUCCUUCAAACCCCAUCUUACCCUCUCGCUUCAUAGGGCUUCAUACUACGAAAUCUCCAUCGAUGACGGGCCGUGGGAGAAGCAGAAGAGCUCAGGGCUUAGCAUUUGCACUGGAACUGGAUCUAAAGCCUGGUCCUACAAUAUUAAUAAGCUCGUCGAGCAGGCAGUGGAGGAUGUCCUCAGAAUAGGUAAAUUAAAAACAGGUUUGGAUGUUCCUCUAAAUCGGGAGUUCAUUGAGAGUGUCACUGAAACAUACAACGAGUCGCUGAUCUUCAGCCCAGAGGAGGACAAACUUUUCUUCAGUAUAAGAGAGCCGAUAGUCAACAGAGUAUUUUCCAGUAGCCAACAAAGAGGUUUUGCCAAAAAGGUUUGUGUCCGCUCGAGGUGUUGGGAUGCCUGCAUGGUGGUGGAUGGUGGGACAUCCUUCGAGUUUAAUGAUGGUGCCAUUGCUACAAUCAGCUUAAAUGAGGAGGACCUGUUGCGAACUGUCAUUCUUGAUUAAAUCCUUUGAUACAUCAAACUUUUUAUUUAUUGAGGACUGAAUAAUGGUCUUUAAAGCAGGUUCUUUAAGCACUGAGUUUUAAGGGAUGACAAGGUUUGCAGAUGAAAUGUUCAUUUAUACUCAUAUAAAUGAUAUAUAUAUAUCAGGAUUUCA
Molecule: messenger RNA, 2198 nt
Organism: Onychostoma macrolepis
Lineage: Eukaryota; Metazoa; Chordata; Actinopteri; Cypriniformes; Cyprinidae
Gene: nadk2
Product: NAD kinase 2, mitochondrial
Exons: 12
Coding region: 723-2045 (440 amino acids)
Biological process (GO): NAD+ metabolic process; NADP+ biosynthetic process
Cellular component (GO): mitochondrion
Molecular function (GO): NAD+ kinase activity
Source: RefSeq, a predicted model, not a curated record